ACUUGCUUUACUGAACUUUGGCUCACUUCCUUAAUUUGGGGUAAAGGAAAAGUCGUAUGACAAGAGUUAAACGACGUUUUUAAACUUUUACGUGGAAAUGAAUGAUUAGAGAUCCAUACUCUUUUUGUGGAGCUUACAAACGCGCAUUGGAAUGAGAGUCGUACAGACUGUCAUCCACAUAAACGGAAGUGGCGUCUCGUCUUGCAAACAUGGAUGAUGGCAGCUUGGGGGACCAGGCUGCCACUACCGAAACUCACUCCAGACAAGCCCCGGUUACAGAGCGCCUCUCCCGGUAUGGCAUGCCUGUUACGGUCGGUGCUCCUCAGCGGAGGUCAAGGCUGCUGCAGAGGCGGCAGGAAGACAAGAAGGGCGGUGCUGCUGCGGGUCGAGACCGAGCUUCCAUCACAGCUCCCCUGCGAGGCGGGUUGACCUCAUCCGCACCCACGGGAGAGCAGGACCACCCGUGGGCUCUGUACCCCAUGGAGCACGCCUGGAUGCUGUCAGCCGUGGAGGGCAACUAUGACACGCUACUGGAGUUCGUGUCAGAGGACCCGCUGCUUCUCGCUAGGCGGGACUUCAUCAGCGGCUACUCCGUCCUCCACUGGCUGGCCAAGCGCGGCAAGGACGACACCCUCCUCCAGCUCCUCCACCACGCCGAGAAGGUAGGCGGUGCUCGGGUGAGCGUGGACGUGCGGGGAAGCGGCGGGCUGACGCCCCUGCACGUCGCCAGCAUGCACGCUCACUAUGCGGUCGUCAAGCUGCUGGUGGGGGCUUUCGGUGCCAACGUGGACGCCAUGGACUACAGCGGGAGGCGGGCCUGGCAGUACCUGCGGUCGGAUGCUCCAGUAGAGAUGAAGGAGCUGCUCGGGAUGUGGGACGACGAGCACGCCGGUGGGGGGGCGUCCAACGCCAAUAAGAACAGCAACAACAGCAGCGUCGUUGAGGCUGCAGCGUGUGAGGAAGUGGAUGGACUCCAUGACCAAGUCAGCUCGUUUGACUGGACGAGGGGAGGAAGCAGGAGGUUUGGGUCUUUGAGAAGGAUUUUCUCCUUUCGUGCAAACAGACGCUGAACACUAACUUUAAAUGUCAAUCACUGGUACUGUUUCAAUGUGAUUUACAUGCUAAACUACCCUCCGUGUCUAGCCAAUAUAAAUAUUUGGACUGACAUAGUAGCAACAGUAUUCUCUAGUCUAGCUUGUUUUUCCAGAGUUCUAUUUGGCCGAGGCCACCAAAGCAGACCUCAAAUCAAACAUGAGCUGCAAUUCAUUGCUCUGUCAUGCAAGAAUUUGCUGUGUGGGCUGAUUGAAAAUCCCCGUGAGCUUCUCAUUUUGCAUUAAACCCCCUCCUUGGCCUUCCUGUUGGAAUUAGAAACACUGGGCGACACUUCAAGUACAGCGAGGAAUACUGUAGAAGCAUUUGGCUGCAUCAGCUGCUGCUACAAGGUUAUUCUUUACAUAUUUAAAAAUGUUUAAAUACACACGGUCAUGUUAUAGCUUGAUCACAGAUCUUUUAUUGUCAAACCAGAGAAUCUGUACAAAAACAGCUGCAGCUCCAGAUGACAUGGAGCCCCCCUCCAUAAACAGUGAAGCCCAGCAGCUGGAGGUCUGGUAGGAUGGAAUGGAGGGAUGCUGGAUCCAUGGGUCAGGUUUACAGGCCAAGCUUAGUCCUCCUCCAGUGUCUCCUCUUAGAGUUGUACCUGGAAUCAACAUGCAUGUCUGAUUAUUUUGCGAGCACUUUCUUAGUAGCCUAACAGAACAAAGAUGUGGAUUCAAUGUUGAGUCCAAACAGCAGCGACCAUCGUGUUCUGCUUCCACCAGCAAAUACACCAAAAUCAAGCAGGACAAGCUACAAGUUACAAUCAGUGGCAGUGUUUCAGCGACAGAGGAGCUUCUUCCCAAUCAGCGAAGAAGAUGCUCAUGAUCUCUGAAGCAGAAGUGUACUCUCAGCAGGGUUAAUGACAGCAUUUCACAUUAACGAAGUGCUGCAAUUGCAGAACCUGCUUUACUCCGUGUAAUCCUUCAUAAAAGGACGAUGCACUUAGUGUGAUAUUUGACUUACCAUAAAAUCCCAUUUAAAGUCAAGCAUGUAGCUAAACUAAUAAAAUAUGGCAUGUUAAGCAUAUGGGCUACUGUUUUAGGAAAUACAAUAAAAAGACCAAUAUUUUAGUCCGUUUUCUGAUAUGUUGCAGGCCAAACCAAUGUUUGAUUCAUAUUGAGCUCGUCUGUGUAGGGCAGGGGUGCUCACACCUUUUCAGCAUGCGAGCUACUUUUAAAAUGACCGAGUCAAAAUGAUCUACCCACUACAAAAAUGCAAAACAUCUAUUUAUUUUCAAAUGUAUUGAGGAUUAUUUGUACGUACAAUGUAUGUUGAUGUACCUUACAUAACCAAAUGAGCCAAUAUUGCAAAACACACAUAAUUAACUAUUAACAUUUUUUGUAAUUACCUGAGUUUACUUUGAUGACUUGCACUGAAUUGAACCAGCCAGGGAUGCAUAGUCCGGACAGUAGCUGCUGAUAGCCAGCCUCAAGCACACUUCCAAAUGUUCAUGUACAUUGUGAAAAAAAGUCCACCUCCCAUUCCGUACGGAAGUGAUAUGUUUUUGCCUUUUUACUUGGUCCAGCAUCUUCACUCAUUUUAGUGACCAUAAACUUUAGCGAGGGCUUAAAAUCUCGCAAUUCGCCGACUAGCUUAGCACUUUGCAUCGUUGUUUACGCAUGAGCGGUGACCUAAAGGUCAAAAUUCAGUUGUCAUCUGACUGGUUGUCCUGUAUGUCAAUCAAGUAACGGGGAUGGAUGAUAGGCUGACAUCGUAAAUUCUGCUGCACUUAGAGACGUUGUUUGAUUUGAUUGGUCGCCCAAAGGGCAACAUUCAGUUGUCAUCUGAAUGGCUGCCCUGUAUAUCAAAUCAAGUGACGGCAUUGAUGCUGGGAUGAUAUUUUUUUUAAUGUCACGCCGCGAUCGACCAGCGAUCGACCAGUACCACCUCCGCGAUCAACCGGUAGAUCGCGAUCGACUUAAUGAACACCCCUGGUGUAGGGCUUAGCUUAACUUGUUUAAUGUGUCAACUAGCUUCAUAAUAAACACGAAAAUAGGGUGACAUUACACCACGUGCAUGUUUCAAGAGAUCAUUCCAGACCAAUGUUUAUCAAAAUUCAUGUUCACACCCUAAUCUGUGCUCAAGUCUGGAGGGGGGAAAAAAAUACCAAAAGCAUGCACAC
Molecule: messenger RNA, 3217 nt
Organism: Doryrhamphus excisus (bluestripe pipefish)
Lineage: Eukaryota; Metazoa; Chordata; Actinopteri; Syngnathiformes; Syngnathidae
Gene: sowahd
Product: sosondowah ankyrin repeat domain family d
Molecular function (GO): protein binding
Source: RefSeq, a predicted model, not a curated record